This is a messenger RNA of Letharia columbiana, 501 nucleotides long. RefSeq lists its product as uncharacterized. Gene Ontology annotation, cellular component: cytosol; endoplasmic reticulum. The record is from RefSeq and is a predicted model, not a curated record. Bases 1 to 501 code for a protein of 166 amino acids. The transcript is spliced from 2 exons. NCBI's taxonomy places the organism in Eukaryota, Fungi, Ascomycota, Lecanoromycetes, Lecanorales, Parmeliaceae.
AUGGCAUCCUCAAUAGCAUCCCGCCGCCUCUUCCACGAAUACAAGCUCCUCACCUCCUCCCCACCGGACGGCAUCACCGCCGGCCCUGUCUCCGAAGACGACAUCUUCCUCUGGGAAGCACUAAUCCAAGGACCUGACGGCACGCCCUUCGAAGGCGGCAUUUUCCCCGCCGAGUUGAAGUUCCCCAAGGAUUAUCCGCUGAAUCCACCCACGAUGCGCUUCCUGGGGGAAGUGUGGCACCCGAACGUUUACCCCUCCGGCCUCGUCUGCAUCUCCAUCCUGCACGCCCCGGGCGACGACCCGCACCACUACGAAAAGGCCUCCGAGAGGUGGAGUCCGAUACAGAGUGUGGAGAAGAUAUUGAUCAGUGUGAUGAGCAUGCUGGCGGAGCCGAAUGAUGAGAGUCCGGCGAAUAUCGAGGCGGCGAAGAUGUGGCGGGAGAGGAGGAGUGAGUUCGAGAAGACGGUGAGGGAGGGGGUGAGGAGGAGUUUGGGGAUGUAG